Patiria miniata (bat star) is the source of this 1067-nucleotide messenger RNA. RefSeq lists its product as uncharacterized. Bases 135 to 692 code for a protein of 185 amino acids. The record is from RefSeq and is a predicted model, not a curated record. Lineage: Eukaryota; Metazoa; Echinodermata; Asteroidea; Valvatida; Asterinidae. The transcript has 5 exons.
ACCGAGAUCGAGACGAGAUCUGUGAGUGCAUGGAGUGUGAUGAGCUCCCAAUUAAUUUCAUGAACUUUGCAGAAAAUUUCAGGCCGCGGCUCAUCAUCAGGAGAGGUUGAGUUAGAGUGUGCCGUCCACCAAUAAUGUCGAAAUCACAGAAGAAGAAUCAAAAGCGAUCCAACAAGAAGCAUGGGCCUGAAGGAUUUGUGGUAGAGGAAACCAUCGGUGCAGGUGCAUCAGUGACGAAAAAGCAAGACCCCAUACAAGAGCUGAGAGAACAACUGGCACAGGCUAAGGCAGACAAGAAUCACGACCUAGCCAACAAGUUGAGACAACAGCUCUGGAUAGCUCAGGACCUUGCAGCAGGCUACAAGCCAAAUAUAUCCACCGAAGACGCAGACAGUCAAGAGGCCCUAGCUAAGGCAGUAGAGACAUUCUCCUCUCCGUCUAGUACUGCUGCAGCCAGGCUAGCUGCAGCUGGGCCUGCUGCUACGGUGCCAUCGACCUCCACUCUCGGAGCCGAUGAGAGGAAACUCAAGACGAUGCGCAAGAAGCUUGAGCAGAUUCAGGGCCUGAAGAAAAAACUGGAGCAGGGAGAGAAGCUGGAAGCCAAUCAGUUGGCAAAAAUCAAGACAGAGGAAUCAGUACUAGAGGAAAUUGAGCAUCUGCAGACCUUACUAAGCAUUCCGGUCAAGAGGUAACAGGAGAGGUUAUCGUCAUGGCGACUUACUGACAUCGCAGUUCUUACCAAAUAUUUGUGUCGAUUGGAAUCAUACAUGUAGAUAUGUACAUUGUACCCAAGGGUGCUAUGAAAGUUUCCUGGAUUUCCACUAAGAACAAUUUUUUUUACCCAAGAAAUCCUGUCGUUUGAGAUAAUACAAUUAAUAGCCGGUAUUUAUAGAUAUGUAUUUAUGGUGUUUAACUACUACCACAGCAUGGGGCAAGUUUGAUCAAGGACCAUAAUUAAUUAUAGUUAGGCUAAUUCUGAUCGAACACACUUUCUAGUCGAUGCUAGUCGACGUUGGCAGGCUAGUCGACAAUGGCAUGCAAGUUGACGUUAGUCGCACUACAGUGAG